This is a messenger RNA of Daphnia carinata, 4040 nucleotides long. It is a transcript of the gene Bulli, whose product is annotated as regulator of MON1-CCZ1 complex-like. The transcript has 5 exons. NCBI's taxonomy places the organism in Eukaryota, Metazoa, Arthropoda, Branchiopoda, Diplostraca, Daphniidae. Gene Ontology annotation, cellular component: lysosomal membrane; Mon1-Ccz1 complex; late endosome membrane. The coding region runs from base 137 to 2185 and encodes 682 amino acids. The record is from RefSeq and is a predicted model, not a curated record. Gene Ontology annotation, biological process: regulation of autophagy.
UGGAGGGAUUCCAAAUUUUGCAAUUAAAAAAGCAAAUAUUCUACAGCUAUUUUAUGUGUUGUGAUAAUUAAGGCCCAGUUAUUUUGUGCUGUAAGAAUAGUUUUGAAAACGGCGUGUAGAUAGAAUAAGUACAAAAAUGUCUCACACUAAGAUCGAAGCAACCGAAACGAAUUUUUUACUCCAAUUAAGCCAAACUGCAAUUCACUUCGAACCUGUUACAAAAAUAACGAAUGUUUUCUACGAUGAAGUGACUCGACAGGUGUUCACAGUUCGAUCAGGUGGAGCAACAGGUGUGAAUGUCAAAGGCCCAAAAAUGAAAAACCCAAUAAAUUUUUGUGUGGAAGAUAAAGGAGCUGUACAGUCUAUAAAAUUCUCUCCUGAUCAACAGAUCCUAGCCAUUCAGCGGACUUCAAAAUCAGUUGAAUUUCAAAAUUUUUCGAAUCAAGUGCCUGAUGGUGUAGAAUACUCUCAGCCAUGCAGGGGAAGUUCAACAAUCAUCAUAGGAUUUGUUUGGGUUUCAAAUACUGACUUUAUUUUAGUCACCAAUCAAGGAAUUGAACACUAUCAAGUAAUUUCUGACAAAAGAUAUCUGAGAGCAGUAAAAAAUCACAGCAUCCAGGGCAAUUGGUUUGUAUAUUGCCCUUUGUCUGGACUUUUACUGGUAUCGUCUGGUCCUCUUGGUACUAGUCUCCAACCAUAUCUUUUCAAAAAUCAUCAGCUUUUACGUCUAACAAAAUUUGAAGUUGAUUUUCCCAAUGCUCCACAACCCGCCCGACUUUGUCUGGUCGAGAGAGACGUUACUCCAACUGUGCUUUACAACCAAAUGGUGGUAUUGGUCCUCAAGCAUCCAAUAAAGCCAAAUCCCACAAGCAGUCGGGAAAUAACAGGCAAAUCUGAAAUCGUCGUGUACACUUUGUGCAAAGACUCACCUCCUCGGAAAACUCACAUACUUCAAUUAGAAACCAGUGGAAAACUAGCUGUAAGCAUUCUGGACAAUUUAAUAGUCGUCCAUCACCAAGCUUCCAAAACGUCAUCGGUUUUUGACAUAAACUUAACGGGCGAAUCUGACGGUCGAGUGGUGACGCUGAAUCCGUUUCUAGCGUCCGUCACUAUUCGCCCAUAUUUCCUCAAUAUCCCUGCCUCGGCUGCCAUGCUAAAUCACGAGCCUUCACAGAUGAGUUGCGAGCUAUAUUCUCCGAACUGGGUCUUUUUCCAGCCUAAUAUCAUCAUUGACGCCCUCUUAGGCUGUCUCUGGAGCUUGGAAUUAGUCUUGACUCCCUUAAUUGAUAUGGCUGAAAAUCCAUGUGAAUUAUUUGAUUUUCUUCUGCAAAGAACAGACGCCAAGCCUACUGCGAUGGAGAUCUUGAGUCGACUGAUGUGUUUCCCCCAUUCACUGAGCGUUGAUUUGCCUGUUCUUGGCCGAGUUUUCGACAAACUAAACGAAGCAUACCGCAACCAAUUGGACAUUGAGAUUCAGAGUCAAAUUGCGAUGCCAGCCGGAGCUUACCAGUUGGCUACGGGAUCAACCUCUCGACGCCCUAAUAUGGUCAUUGAUCAGACUAAUAUAUAUUCUCGUGUCCUGUCGCCAAUGAUAGAAAACAAGCCAGCGGGUGAAGCAUGUGAUCGUUUCAUCGUAGCCAUUGUCAGUGAGUACAUUCGCUCCCUUGUUCAAUACCACAUUCCAGUUCAGCACUUCAUUUAUGAAGUUCUCAUCGAGGCCUUUGCCCGUUUGGGCCAGUUCUACCAGCUCCACCAACUCUUCCAAUAUCACGCCGUCGCAGACUCCAAACCACUGGCAUGCCUGCUGCUCUCUUUGGAAAGCGUGUAUCCAGCAGCCUAUCAGCUCGCCAUUGAUAUGCUUAAGAGAAUUUCAAAUGCCAAUGAAGAAAUUGUAGAAAUCUUACUAUCCAAGAACAAAGUCCUGUCAGCUUUAAGGUUCGCUCGGGAUAUGAUUCCGAUUGAAAGCAUCUCAGCUCGCAAAUUUCUCGAAGCGGCUCAAAACUCUCAGGAUGCCUCCGUUUUUUACGGUGUCUACCAAUAUUUCCAGCAGCGCAACCAACGCGCGCGUGGCAGUCCAGCAUUUUUGAAAGGAGAACACUGCGAGGUGUAUAGCCGUCAUUUUAAGCUCCUAUUUGGCGACGGUGAUUCGAAUAUUAGUCUUUCCGAUUCGCUAACGAUGGGAUAGCGAAAGAAUCUAACGACAAGCCUUUAGGAAAGAAAAAUGAUAGCAAAGACUAGUUGUAUUUUUCACGUCUCAUUCUUUCAUGUGAUUAUACAUAAUAUAAUAUAUAUAUAGAAUUUGAGUUCCAAAGUUGCGGGGGGACUCGACGAGGUCAAAUGGAUUUUCAGAUUCUGCUUUAAAAAAAAAAAGGAGGGAUCCGUCAAGUACGUUUAAACAGAACUCUGUCUUUUUGUUCACCAAACUGAACAUGCAAGAGUCGGGUCGUCGUAGCAGCUGGUCGUGUGCAGGGAACAAAUUACAUGACGCUAUCGUCUUUCAGACUUUCAUAACUUGCGCAAGAAAUUACGGGAAUAAAAAUUUGGCAAACUUCCAAUUGAUACACAAGUUACAGGGGGGACUACAGAAAGUUGUAAGAAUAUGAAGAACAAAAGGAAGGCUGUUUAACGUUAAGUGUUGAUCCCCGGAAUCGGAAAAAAAUUAGCCACAAAAGUCAUGCACGCAAUUAAGUCACAUACACAACCUUACGUUCAACACUCAGUUAAUGCGCUCAACCAUUGCGCACGUCGGGGCAAAUUCAAAAUUUUCUUCUUUUCUUCUCGUGUACAUUUACCAAGUGAAAUCACAGUCAGCCCACCAAUUAAACUUAAACUAAAAAAGCUGAUCCGAAGUCGACAACAUAGAAAUUGUUUUUGUUUUUCAAACAGGAGGAUUCUUCUUUCCAAAAGGGGGUUAAAAUCCAAAGCGAAAAGAUCUCUUUCAAUCGGAAGGAUGCUCAGGACAGGAUCGAUUGACGUCAAACCACUGGUCGAUGCAGCUUAGGAAAUCAAUUGGGGAGCGUAAGGUAAGUCAUGACGUAUUUUAUUGAUGUAGUUAGUCGUAGAGACGGAAAUACCUUUUGUGGUAGACACAAAGACAAGGUAGACGUGCUAUAACGUGACCUUUGAGCAAGUCCUCUAAGCAGAUGACGCACUCGCCUUUAUCUUCGGUCAGAACGUCCUCUAUAAAAAAAAGCAGUAGAGUUAAAAAACGAAUCACGAUAAUCAAAAUAAGUUACAACCGUUGUAAUUCAAUCUGGGCUUCGUCAAACACAUGACAAGGUGGCACUCGAUGUCAUCGGGCAUCACAAAUUUGGAGCAGACCGGGCAUUUGAUGCCUAUUGAACAGAACAAAAUUAUUCGUGUGAAGAAGAAAGGGCUCUUGAAUUUUCUUUGGAUCCGAUCCAUCAUGUUUGCGCUGGUAAUCGGGAUAAAAUGAAAGAGGAGCCAGAUCUCAUGUCAAGUCGAAAAGACGACACAGAAAAAGAAAAAUUUGGAAGAAAAACAAGUACUAUAAAGAUCGGAGACGCGCUGAAGUGGGAGCCCUGUGUACAACUGACCAUAGGAUACCCUCCUUGUUUGAUGUCCUCUCGACUGAUGGCUGGCAUCACGGAUAUAAGCGUAAGGGAUUGGACUUGAAUGCGUGCGAGUCAUUCGUUGUUGAUAGUAGACGUUGGAUGGAUAACUUCCAGGACCGGCCGUCAAUAUCCUGAGCAUCUCUCGUCUAUCGGAAUAGUCGAUAUUGUUGUUACGGCCUGGUGGAUACACUGGAUUGCUGAUGUUGGCAGCACUUGUCUCCUUGGUCAUACAUGACCCUACAACGAUCCCCAUUGGGCCAAUAUUUCGCACGACCACUGACUAUACAUCCGUCGAAUUCAAAAUUACGGAAGCUGCUAAGGUUCCGCAAUGUUGCACUGUCAGCACAAUAAAAAUGAGUCAAUGUCACUUGGUCACCAUGGGAACACAACUGACUGGCACCUGUUAACAGCUACCUUUGUUGUGUGCUAAGAGCGAAAUUUCUUAAUAGGAUGGAGGGCGGCUGA